Penicillium odoratum is the source of this 1164-nucleotide messenger RNA. RefSeq lists its product as uncharacterized. The coding region runs from base 1 to 1164 and encodes 387 amino acids. The record is from RefSeq and is a predicted model, not a curated record. Lineage: Eukaryota; Fungi; Ascomycota; Eurotiomycetes; Eurotiales; Aspergillaceae. The transcript has a single exon.
AUGAUUGCAGCAAAUAUCUCCCUCCCAGCAGGAGACUCGCCCGACUUGAUUCUCGUGCCCGCUACCCCAGAGGAGCGCAUUGCCUCCAUCAAACUCAAUAGCGUCGCUUGGAAAGGCCCCCUAGACAUCGACACCUAUAUCGAACGUGAGAAUCACCUCUUCGCUCAAAACCUGACCCGCGAUGGCUUGACAUGCUGGAUCUUGGUCGACAAGUCCGAGCCAGAGGGAGAUCGUACAAUCCUGAGUUCUUGCGAGACAUACAAGAAGAAGGCACUGCUAGCACACGGCGGCAAUGUGGAGGAUGUGUCUACACACGGCGUCGGAAGUGUCUACUGCCGGCCCGAGUUUCGGGGCAAGGGAUACGCGAAGCGGAUGUUCGAGGAGUUAAGCAGGAAGCUCGAUACGUGGAAGAUGGAGAAGGAGACGAGAGGUCGGGCACUAUUUACCAUUCUUUUCUCCGAUAUUGGAAAGAAUUUCUAUGCGCAGUUUGGGUGGAAGCCUUUCUUGUCUUCGCAUAUGGCUCUCCCGCCACUGGCGAACGAGGAAAGACGGUCCAAUGGAAGCGGAAAUGCGACAAGAGAUUUAUCUGCGGAAGAUGUGCAGAAGCUGAUCUGUAAUGACGUUGUUACUGCCAAGUUGCACAACCAGCUGCGGGACGCUUCGCUGAAGACCACUGGUUGUAAGAUCGCCAUUAUGCCCGACUUUGACCAUUUCUUGUGGCACUGGGCGCGUGAGGAGUUCUUUGCGAAUAACCUUUUGCCGCAGCGCUCUCCACCUACCAUCAAGGGCGCUGGGAGCGACCAGGCUCGUGUGUAUUGUGCAUGGAACCGAAAUUUCGGCGAGGAGGCCGAGGAUAAUGUGUUGUAUAUUCUGCGUUGGGUGUAUGAUGAUCCCAAGUCGGCAGACGAGGAGCGGACUUUGGUUGAAGCCAUGGCUGCUAUCUUACGACGAGCCCAACAGGAAGCACAUGAAUGGAAUAUGCAUGCGGUCGAAUUUUGGAAUCCGACACCUCUGCUGCAGAAGGCCGUGAAGAUGUUGGACUCAGAUGCCCAGGUUGUGCAUCGCGAAAAAAGCAGCAUUUCCAGUCUGCGCUGGACGGGUGCAGAGCAAGGACUUGGUGAUGAUGUCGAGUGGUUCUUGAAUGAGAAGUACACUUGGUGUUGA